Messenger RNA from Mercenaria mercenaria, 3910 nucleotides. Its product is annotated as beta-1,3-galactosyltransferase 1-like. The record is from RefSeq and is a predicted model, not a curated record. Bases 531 to 1598 code for a protein of 355 amino acids. Gene Ontology annotation, cellular component: membrane. NCBI's taxonomy places the organism in Eukaryota, Metazoa, Mollusca, Bivalvia, Venerida, Veneridae. The transcript has a single exon. Gene Ontology annotation, molecular function: hexosyltransferase activity.
UUAUGAUGAGGGUUAAAACAUAAUAAAAGGAAUAAUGCUUUAUCAAGUAACAGACGAUUAUUAUGCAUCUUCAGAUGUUUCCCUGAUGCAUUAAACUAUUUGGAGGGUUGUAGUUUAAAAAAAUCAAACACAUUGGGGAUGUACCACAAAGCAGUAAGUCAAGUUCGCUUAAAAUCCGAAAAUCGCGAAAAUUGAUAAAAUCAGUAUUAACAUUGACGUUGACAUAACGUGAUAGCUCUUUGAAACAUCAACAGUGAUCAAAGUGGAAACACAAAAAUGAAUUGCAGAUGACGUUAUACUUUGAAAAAAUCCAUCAUUCAAGUAUCGCAUAUGAGAAAUUAAGGAUUAGUUAAAUACAUAAAUCUAUUUUAUAUUGAAAUAUCAGAAUAUUCCGAAUUAUGAAGACAUUUUUCAAUAGAAAUCAUUGUUAACUGUUUCAUCAGAGUGUUUUGUAUCAAGUAAAAAUCACACAUUUGCACGAUUGAUAUUGAAUAACACGAGAGCAAAUCUAUAAUGAGUUGCGUUUCAGAAUGAUUACAUCGAAUUUGAAAAGGAAGACGUGUUCAGUUUAUGGACAAAACUUUUUCAAAAUCACAGUUAUCUCUUUUGUAGGACUUUGUGUUGGUGUCAUGAUUUCUUCAUCGACUUUACAAUUGUCAAUAAUAGAUAAUAGCCGUACUAAAUUAUUGACAAAGCCCUACGUUGGUGUACAACAGGAAGGUAAAUUGAGCAAUAAUACAAAUAUCAGAAGCAGCAGACGACAAAGUGACUGCAUUUCGUGUUUUCAACACAACUUUAAUUAUGUGAUACAAAAUGACAGGAUAUGCAAACUGUAUUCGUCUAAUCAAUCUGUGGAAUUACUUGUACUCAUAAUGACCACACAUAAAAACAAAAAUGAAAGAAUGGCAUUACGUUCCACCUGGUUGUCUUACACAAAAAACAACACAUCCAAUGUCAGAUAUGCAUUUCUUUUAGGUGAAAUUGAUGAUGAUAAAAUUAGGAUAGCUGUUCUGAAAGAAAACAGUGUUUACCACGACAUUGUCAAGGAAGAUUUUAUUGAUAUGUACUCGAAUUUAACUUACAAAACUAUUAUGGGAUUUAAAUGGGCAUCAACAAAGUGUUCGAACGCGCAUUACGUUAUGAAAACAGAUGAUGACAUGUUUGUCAACAUUCAAAAUGUUCUGAGUAUUUGCAAGAGUAAUCAGAGUGAAACGUUACAGAAAGCAAUCAUUGGGGCAUGUCACAUAAAUGCAAGACCUAUACGAGACCAGAGAUCAAAGUGGUUUGCUUCAGUGGUCAGUUAUCCUGAGAAAUCUUAUCCAGGGUUUUGUUCUGGGACAGGUUAUGUGACCAGCAUGCAUGUAGCGCGUGAAGUUUAUAAAAUAUCCCCAAGUGUUCCUUUCUUUCACCUAGAGGAUGUUUAUGUAUCACUGUGUGUAAGAAAACUUGGCUUCAAAAUUCAGCCUGUCCCUGGAUUCAAUGCAGGUCGACCUAAAAUGGAUCCAUGCCUCUAUAAAGGAGAUAAGUUGAUAACAGCCCAUCGAUUGACACCAGUAAUGUUGAAGUCAAUAUGGCACAGAAAAUGCGUUCAAAAAUGAAAUGGUAAUUGGAAAGGCAAUUAAUGGAAAUGUGAGCACUAUUUUCAUUCUUUUGAUGUAAGCACGUGUGAUUAACAUUCUUGUUACCGUGUUUACAUUUGUUUUUAAAUAAAACAUAUAUCACAUAUCCAAACAUGCGUACGGUUACACCCUUAUGAUUAGUAGAUUGCACCAAAGAGUGCCAUUCAAAACAUUUACAUUUGAUUUUUUCUUGCUGAAAUGCAUAAGUGUAGAGCAGUUGUUAUUUGGAUAUUAGUUCCGCUAAAUGCUUUUUGAAACAUUUACAUUUUGAAUUGUAGCGAUUGAAAAUCAUAAUGAUAAAACAGUUGUUAGUUGUUUGUACUGCAAACUGUCAUUCAAAAUAUAUGCACAUUGAAUCGAACGUACUGACAGGCAUAUUUGUAGAGCAGUCGUUCAAACAAUCACUUAUAUUAGCUACUUAGAUUACUUAAUAAAAGGCUAAGAUAAGACUUGGUUGUGCCUUCUUGCCAUUAUGGCAAACAAAGUGUCACAAUUGCCCGAGUUUCAUUAUAGAAAUAGGUGUGCCAUUACGGCUGAAAGACUCAAAGUGCCGUUUCUUGACAAUUUUAUUAUAUUUAUUUUGUUUAUUUUACAGUUUUUUUUCAACUUCAACGUCAGAACUCGCGGACGUUCUAUGAUGAUAAUGGUACGUGAACCACAGUGCGUCACUAUGGACCUGUCAAAGGUUGUACAAUAAACUUAAUGCUUUCAUCACAAUCGAACUAGAAAAAUUAGCAUAAUGAUAUGCAUAUCGUACAUAGAAACAAAAAAAAUGGAAAUAAAUAGAGAAUAAUAGGUUAGUGCCGUAGAUGAGAAAGUUUAUCUGGCGAGGUGGAGGAGGUUAUCGGGUGAGCCGAAGGCCGGAGCCGAGCCGAGCCAGAUAAACUUUCUCCAUCUUAGGCAGUAACCUAUUAUUCUAUUUAUCUUGUCAUUACUUCAUUUUCCGAUAUUUGGCAAUUUAUUUUACAAAAAUAAGUGUGCGACAACCGCUUUAAUGGCGUCAUAUUCGUAAUGACGUCACUUAUAUAAUGACGUGAUUACCGGCAAAAUCGCAAUAACUUCUUCGUUUUUGAAUAAAAACUCAUUAUUUGACCACUCAUUUUCUUAGUUCGGACCUUUCCAACACAAUGAUGAUGGUUUCGUUGCAAAAUUUCUUAUGACAACAAUAUCGAUCAUAAGGUCACAUGAUCAACUGGCCGUAUAUCACUGGUCACAUGAUCAACUGACGGUAUAUCAAGAAAGAUAUACGGCACCCUGAUAUCGGGUCGAAAAUACUGCAAGUGACAGGAUAAACAUGAUAUAUAAACUUACCUAGCCUUUUGCCUAGUCUGUUUGUGCAUUUUUAAGACGAAAUAUAAUAAGGGCAAUGGUACUACAUAAAUGUGUUUGUUUAAUACAAUUUGUAAAAUACAUGCUUUUGAGUUCAUUUAUGGAUCAAGAAUCUGACAUCAGCACAUUCAAUUAUUACAAAAGUUUACUAACCUAUGAGAAAUAAAGUGUUUGACAUUAGUUUGAUUUAAAAUAAUAGUAUAUUGUCUCUAUCAGUUAUGUAAAAUAAAUGGAAAAGGAGUACGCAGAUGGAAUUUAAUUAGGACAAAAAAAGCUUGGAGAGCUUACAUACCCUCAGUCCAAGAAAACAUCUGUCAAAGGCUAACUUCUUAAUUGUUUUCAAGUAUAGGUGAAAUACAAGAAUAUUUUGUUAUAGUUUGUAGAUCUUAUUUCGCUGAUGUAUAUAUCUAAAGGAAACUGAACAUGACAAUGCAUUUAUGUGAUGAUCUGCUUAAUAAAAAUGUGUCUGUUUCCUUAUCUGUUAAACAAAUAACCAGAAGCAUUGAAUUUACAAAUAAAGUGUGCAGUCAGGGGAUGAAGUAUUAUCUGGCUUCUGGCGAAAUUGCAUUAAAAGUUGACAAACACUUUAAUAUAUGGAUCAUGGGUACCUUAUGUACUGGUGAGAUGAUUACUUAGUUCCCAUUUAGUCAUGUAUACUGAUUUCCGUUGUACACUUCAUGAGAGUAAUACCAUUCUUAUUCUUAUGUAGCGAGAUAAAACCUCAGGGGAAAACCUUCGUUUCUAUGGCACAUGUUUGCCUAGGGUAUACACUUCGCCAACACGUAAGUUACACACAAUAAGCAUAAUAAACAAAACGGUAGUCUAUUCGCUAGAGAGGCCUCCAUGAGAUAGAGAUUCUGGUUACGGCUACAAAGUUGCUUGUCGAUAACAUCAAAUCAUUUGCCCCUGAUCAAUGUUGGUUUAAAUCUCUCUCGGGGCGAAGAAUUCUUCAUGUUAGUAAG